Physcomitrium patens is the source of this 1734-nucleotide messenger RNA. RefSeq names its product mitochondrial ATP-independent inner membrane protease subunit 1a. The record is from RefSeq and is a predicted model, not a curated record. Gene Ontology annotation, cellular component: mitochondrial inner membrane peptidase complex; membrane. NCBI's taxonomy places the organism in Eukaryota, Viridiplantae, Streptophyta, Bryopsida, Funariales, Funariaceae. Gene Ontology annotation, molecular function: serine-type endopeptidase activity.
CCUGUAAACCCUAAUUUCGAGCUGCGAGCGCAGAAGGCUCUUCGCAGAUUAGCUACGGCGAUCUUCGGGAGCUCAGGAUUCGAAUAUACAUGUCGCUGGGUGCAGGAGCGGUGCCAAGUGUAGCUCACCCAGUUUUACGAGGAACCCAUCUGCCGCAUUGCAGGAUUACUGAAGUUGCUGGAGCUGCGAUGACUGUGACCUACGGCAUCGGUGCGCGUUGCUGGCUGCCUGCGCUGCGAGGCUAAGCGGAGAUGGUUUCACUCAGGACAGAUUCUUAGCUGAAGCGAGGUUCGUGCUGCAGGCAAUUUUGCUGCAAAAGAGUCUUUGGAGUGCUAGACCAUAGCAGCUACAGAUUUUCGCCAGCGGAGUUGGCGGGGAUUUUUGUUUUUUCUGUGUUUUUCCUUUGAAGGUGUGAGUGUGUUACAUUUACGAGAAGGAAGAGCUGAUGUGGGGCAGUGACGACGGGUGGAUCUCGUUUUCCUCAGAGCACGCAAGUAUGCAAGAAAGUGUGUGAUAGGUGCACUGUAUCAAGCACCGCGGGAUACCAGUGUAGAAUCUUUUUAUCAACGAACAGCAUGUCGUGGAGAGCCCUUUUGCAGGAGGCUUUUGAGAGGUCCGUGGUGUUCACCCAGUUUAUCUGCUUCUUGAAUGUCUUCUCCAACCAUGUGGUUGAGGUGCACCAGUGUUUAGGGCCAAGCAUGCUUCCAACCUUCAAUGUUUCGGGGGACAUAUUGCUGUUGGAGCACUUAUCCUCUAGGUUCGAAAGAAUCAAGCCAGGCGAUGUGGUCAUGGCCCGAUCUCCUGCAAAUCCACGGCUGGUUGUCUGCAAGCGGGUACUCGGUUUAGAAGGAGAUUCUGUUACUGUUCUUCCAACUUCUAGUAGAGGCCACAUCCGUCAAACUGUGGUACCCAAGGGCCAUGUGUGGUUGCAAGGCGAUAACGCUUAUAACUCCACUGACUCAAGGCAUUAUGGUCCUGUGCCAUACGCCCUCAUUCAAGGAAAAGUGUUCUACAGAAUAUGGCCGCCUGAAGGAUGGGGUCCUGUGUUGAGUCAGCCUACUUCAUGAGUGUAGCGUGAUAAGUUCGAUGUUCCAAUCCUCUUUGCUCAUGUUGUGACCACGUUAGAUCAAGUAAAAAGUUUUUAAGUCACUUGGCAGUGAAACUUGGCACGGAGCAUUUGAACAGUUGGAAAUCAGCAAUCUCCCAUAAUCCUCCGAUUGUUCAUUCCCGACAUUUUCUGUUACUUUAACAGUGAGGUUGCGAUUUCGCAUUUUGAAGGGAAGCUAGAAAGUCUCAUGUCUAUACAUGAGCCUACCCUCUGAACUGAUACCGUAGCAUCCGUCUUUGCUAGUUUAUGGCACUGAAGCUAGUUUAAAGCAUGGCGGAGUGGUUUGAAAAGGGUUUUAACACACUAUUUAACCAAAACUCUGUAGUAUUCAUUUGCUGUGUAUGGGAAUGUUGGUCAAAUCUCCAGUAACGAAGUGCUGAGGUAAAGUCACAUCACACAAACCUCAUUAGUGGAGAUUGCAGGACUGGAAGUAGUUUCUCCAAUGCAUUUAGCAAAUUCUCAUACCCUCUCGGUCUUGUGCGUGAGAAGUUUUUUCACGCAUGGAUCAUACCCUUGCUUAGUCAGCCAUUCAAUCAUCUACAAAUGUUAAGAUGGACAAAGGUUCAUAGUGCAUACCAUAGUGGUAUACCAAUUCUAAAAUAAAAACAACCCCACUGUUUCCACUA